Molecule: messenger RNA, 1701 nt
Organism: Zasmidium cellare ATCC 36951
Lineage: Eukaryota; Fungi; Ascomycota; Dothideomycetes; Mycosphaerellales; Mycosphaerellaceae
Exons: 2
Coding region: 1-1701 (566 amino acids)
Source: RefSeq, a predicted model, not a curated record
AUGUCGAGACUUCGAGAUGUUGAGCGACAGAGCCCGGUGAAUCAUGCGUUUGACAUACUCAUUACUGACGUUGAUGCUGUCAAGGAGCAUCACAAGAAUCCCGACUACAAAUAUCGGAGUGCAGACAAGAUCAAGAGUGCUCUGCACCUGCUGGCCCGACAGUACAACCUGCAGUAUAAGCCAGACAGACGUACGAAGACACCAUUGUCACCACUCACGGGUCAGAAACUGUUCGACCUGAUCAAGAACAAACUCAGCUUGACCGAACCCGCCCUCGCUCCGUUCUGGAAGACUGGAUCCGAAUUCGAUGCCAUACCACUUAAAACUUUCAACGAAAUUCGACAAUACAGCAACUACGCCCAGAAAGCGUACAGCAUGAUCCCUCAUGGAUUCGCAUCCGUCACUUGGCGACACUCUGAAGUGGAGAAGAUGUUACUGGAGUUUGAGCUCUCCGAUGCUUCUUUCAUGCACCCAGACUCCCGGGAUCAUAACGACUCAACGCGUUACUCCACUCCUUCGCAGCAACCUGAGGACUUGUCUACGAGCUUGCCGGGACCUGCGGUUCUUGGCAAGCGAUCUGAAGGGCAGGCCAACCCAGACUGGGAAGCGGAAGAUCCUAACACCGAGCAAUCGAAAGACACAACGAUGGUCCCGCCGAAGCCACCAAAGCGCCGCCGGACAGAGUCCAAGUCUGGCGAAAACCUCCAACCCAUCGACCUGAGCUCGACGACAGGAUCAGAUGUUCAACAGACUACCAUGUCCACCCGCGAGGACGAGUUCGACAUCAACGAGGUCACCAACGCCAUGAAACGUCUUUCUGGGGAGCUCGGCACCUUCGUGACUCAGCUCUUCAAGCAUUUCCAUCUCCAGCAAGACUUGGCUGUGGUCUUCGACCCCAAGAUCAAAUCAAACGGUUUGCAACAACUGUACAAGGCCUGCUGGGGCGAUGAGUGGCGGACUGUGGUCAAGCAGAAUCGCAAGCUACUCUCCGCGUCCGAUGUCGUGCAGUCUCUUGUAUCGGCGUACCUUCACCUCCACGUCUUCCAGUCCGAUGACACCCAUUGUAUUGAGCUGGCCAAGUCGAUGGAGGCAAACGCGGCUUACACAUUGGUGAAAGACGUGCUCAGACCAACAUUCCGCCUGAAUGAUCAGAACGUCAGCAGCGCGCUCUCCACGAUGCUUCUCAACGGCGACAUUGCACAAUUCCAGCACUACCACAACAUUCUCAUGCAACAAGUCCCCCUCUACAUCAUCAACCACGAAGACACAGGCAAGAGGGCCUGCAUCACCUUUGCCAACGAGCUCUUCGACACUCUUGAGCCUCUGAUCAGUCAACUCAGCAGAGUCGCCGAAGCCUGCAAUCCAGACGAGGAGUUUGCAGACUGGAAGACGAAGCUUGAGAUUCCAGCCUAUCAGUUGAUGGAUCAAGCAUUCCAGGUCAAGCGGAACGCGGCGCCGAACAGCGAGUACGUAUUUGAGUACGUCUGGCGACAGAACGGCACGCCGGUCGACCCUGACUUCAUGGAGGCAAAGGCGCCCAGCGCUGUUGGCGUUCCUGUUGUGGUCCUCACGACUCUGGUUCCAGGUCUACUGUAUCAGCAGAAGGGUCAAAAGAACUGGUUUACGGUACAGCCAGCAGAGAUUCUUGAGAAGGUCCAGGACGACAGGUCGGCUCAGGUACAAGUGCAUCAAGGAAUGUGA